Messenger RNA from Postia placenta MAD-698-R-SB12, 963 nucleotides. RefSeq lists its product as hypothetical. The record is from RefSeq and is a predicted model, not a curated record. NCBI's taxonomy places the organism in Eukaryota, Fungi, Basidiomycota, Agaricomycetes, Polyporales, Adustoporiaceae. The coding region runs from base 1 to 963 and encodes 320 amino acids. The transcript has 4 exons.
AUGGACGGAUCGCUUACCCGAACUAUUGUGAGCAUCGACUACGACGAAUACAAGUGGACAUCAAGGGCCCAGCGGCUGCCCAUAAAGGCACCGCAGCCGGCACUGCCUCCAGGAAACUUCAGAACAAUCAUCGAAGGAGUUUGGGAGUUGGAACAAUGCAGUGGCGCUACGCACACGAGGCAGAUGACCGACUAUCCACGCCUCGAAGCCCUGCCGCCAUACAAGUCUGCAGAACUUGAUGACUGGAAUCAUGUGGUGUCGUUGCAGUUGUCAGGAGAGAUAUGGCGCUUGACAGCGCAACUCCAUAAUCUCAAGCCGUACAGCUAUGAUCGAGGUGGGCACUUUGACCAGGGUCACCGAGGUUGUCAGAGGGCUAACGUACACUCAGACAACUGGGAGAACCCUAAUCAAAGCUAUCACCAAAAUGAUGGCUAUAUGCAAAUUGUCCAGCCCGACUUAGGUGAGGUUACGGUGUGGGACCAACAGGCCCCAGUACCAUUGGUAGGAUGGCACCCACUUCCUCGAGGCGAGGGGUGGUACUUGUGUGUUCAAAGUCAGCACACCUGCGAGCAGAGGUGGCCAGCGAGUAUAAGAAAGGUGCCAGAGCAGACUGAGCGAUGCCCCGAGCAGCCGGAAUGCCAGGCAGGGCGACAUUCAGCGACACCGCGAUGUACCGCUUCGUGGGACUUUGGGUGGCACCCGCUUCCCGGAGGAGGGCAGUAUUGGGGACCGAGGGACCGGGAUCACGGCCUUUUAGACAAGCACGAGCCAGGUUUCCCCGUCCCAUCUCGCAAGAACUAUAACAUUUCUAAAGACAAGCCUCAGUCGACAUUCGGAUCGGCGGAGGAACGCAUGAACACUGUCAGGGCUCCGAGAAACGACCCACCGCUGAUGCCUCAGCCUCGGGCCGCACAACGCACCACCACUCACCGGUGCGCCGAAGUGCUUAAGGAGAGAGGCUAG